Messenger RNA from Miniopterus natalensis, 678 nucleotides. Its product is annotated as interleukin-36 beta-like. NCBI's taxonomy places the organism in Eukaryota, Metazoa, Chordata, Mammalia, Chiroptera, Miniopteridae. Gene Ontology annotation, molecular function: cytokine activity; interleukin-1 receptor binding. The record is from RefSeq and is a predicted model, not a curated record. Gene Ontology annotation, biological process: cellular response to lipopolysaccharide; positive regulation of T cell differentiation; positive regulation of gene expression.
AUGGCCACCACGCAAAAGGUGCAAGAGCCAGUAUGCCAUAGUAUUCGUGAUUCUCAACAGAUGGUGUGGUCCCUGAACGAAAACCUUUCUUUAAUCGCAGUUUAUUCCACCAACAGUGUCACACCUGUCACUAUUUGCUCAGUACCAUGCACGGACCCAAAAGUCCAUGAUGAAAAAAAAGGCAUUCCAAUAUACAUGGGAAUCAAGGGCAAAGAUCUCUGUCUGUUCUGUGCAGAAGCUGGGGGCAAGCCUACUCUGCAGCUUAAGGAGACAAAUGUAAUGGACCUGUACAAGUCGGACAAAGCACAGGAGCCCUUCCUCUUCCUGCGCAACAUAGAGGGCUCCACGUCCAGCUUCCAGUCCUUCACCUACCCCGGCUGGUUCAUAGCCACUGCCUCCGAAGAGGGACAGCCCGUCACCCUCACCAAUGAGAGGGGCAAAACUUACAACACUAACUUCUAUUUCGAUCCUGAGCAGCAUAUGCCUUGUAACCGCACCAACCAUCCCUCUCUCCCUGUUCUGGGACACGUGGGGAAGGACACUUGCAGGGACCUGCUUGGCACUCACCCAUGCGCAAACCUGGAAGUAAGAGGGAGCUGCUCCAGGGGAAACCUUCACCAGUGGGGGAUGGGAAGGCUUUUCUUCUCUGGCUCCUACUCCUGUGACGUCAAAAGUUGA